UCCCAGUUAGUGAGCAAUAUUGAGGGCCGUCCCAGUUAGUGCCACAUGAACCAAGCGGCUAAGCCCCCAAAACAAUCCUAAAAACACGGGCUUCUUAACACAGUAGCACUCUAGCAGGGUGCACUUACUUCUGAACUCACCACCAUAAGCAGAGUUGCAUUCACAGACGAAGACGACGAUAUAGGGUGUGCUGAAUUAGCGGGAAACCAAAAAGCACAGUAAACCUCGCAGGAGAGAGAAAGAGAGAGAAGAUGACGGAGAAAGGUAAAGGAGGAAAGGGUGGGAAGGCAGGCGAGUUAACGGUGGACGAGAAGUACACUCAGUGGAAAUCUCUGGUACCCAUUCUUUACGAUUGGCUUGCUAACCACAAUCUUGUUUGGCCUGCUCUUUCUUGUCGAUGGGGUCCACUUAUUGAGGAAGCCACUUACAAGCAUCGGCAGCGUCUUUAUCUCUCUGAACAGACUGAUGGGAGUGUUCCAAAUACACUUGUUAUUGCAAAUGUUGAAGUUGUUAAGCCUAGGGUUGCUGCUGCAGAGCAUAUAUCUCAGUUUAAUGAAGAGGCUCGCUCUCCAUUUGUUAAGAAGUUCAAAACCCUCAUACAUCCAGGGGAGGUGAACAGGAUCAGAGAACUCCCGCAGAACAGUAACAUAGUGGCAACACACACUGAUAGCCCUGACGUUUUAAUUUGGGAUGUGGAAAAUCAACCUACUCGUCAUGCAGUUCUAGGAGCUCAUAGCUCUCGUCCAGAUCUGAUAUUGACUGGACACCAGGAAAAUGCUGAAUUUGCUCUUGCAAUGUGCUCUUGUGAACCGCUGGUGCUUUCUGGAGGGAAGGAUAAAUUAGUGGUUUUGUGGAGUAUAAAUGAUCAUAUCUCAACAUUGGCUACAGAACCAGGGGCCGCAAAGUCCACUUCUUCUGGCAGCAAUAUCAAAUCGGCAUCUAAGUCUGGUGAUGGAAAUAAUGGAAAUACAGCUAGUCCUUCAGUUGAAGCACGUGGCAUCUACAAGGGACAUGACGAUACUGUUGAGGAUGUACAAUUUUGCCCCACGAGUGCGCAGCAGUUUUGCAGCGUGGGUGAUGAUUCCUGCCUAAUACUGUGGGAUUCAAGAACUGGAUUGACUCCAGUCACUAAGGUUGAAAAGGCCCAUGAUACUGAUCUGCAUUGUGUUGAUUGGAACCCUCAUGAUGAAAACUUCAUUUUGACUGGAUCAGCUGAUAAUUCAGUUCACAUGUUUGAUCGGAGAAAUCUCACUAAGGAUGGAGUUGGAUCACCUGUCCAUAAAUUUCAGGGCCACAGCGAUCCUGUCCUUUGUGUACAGUGGUCCCCGCAUAAUAGAUCAGUUUUUGGCAGCGCUGCUGAGGAUGGCCUGCUGAACAUAUGGGAUUAUGAAAAGGUUGGUGAAAUGCAACCAGAGAGUGGAAACAAAAUGUCGGAUUGUCCAGCAGGUUUAUUUUUCAAGCAUGCAGGACACAGGGACAAAGUGGUCGACUUCCACUGGAAUUCAAUUGAUCCGUGGACUAUUGUCAGUGUUUCAGACGAUUGCUCAAGCUCUGCUGGAGGAGGAACGUUGCAGAUGUGGCGCAUUAUUGAUUUGCUUUACCGACCAGAAGAUGAUGUCCUGGCGGAGUUGGAGAAGUUCCGAUCUCAUGUAACCACAUGCUCCUCUUAGAUCGUACUGUACAAGGAUAUUAGAACAUGUUUAGGCUGUGUUUGAACUUUGAAGGGUGCAAAUAUCACUCUUUUGAACGUGAAAUCUGUGUUUUUGGGAUGGGUGAACGUUUGUUUGACCCUUUUGCAAAAUGUAACCUUGAAUGCUGAAUUUACUACGCCGUUUCUAAAUCUGAUGGUCUGAUAAGGGCAUCACUCCCUCUGUCCCAAAACAAUAGUCCAAUAUACUAAAGUAUGUUCGGAAAAAAUUGUCCAUUUGCCUUUU
Messenger RNA from Spinacia oleracea (spinach), 1934 nucleotides. Its product is annotated as WD-40 repeat-containing protein MSI4. Lineage: Eukaryota; Viridiplantae; Streptophyta; Magnoliopsida; Caryophyllales; Amaranthaceae. Gene Ontology annotation, molecular function: protein binding. The transcript is spliced from 15 exons. The coding region runs from base 252 to 1670 and encodes 472 amino acids. The record is from RefSeq and is a predicted model, not a curated record.